Ectocarpus siliculosus is the source of this 1137-nucleotide messenger RNA. NCBI's taxonomy places the organism in Eukaryota, Phaeophyceae, Ectocarpales, Ectocarpaceae. The record is from the annotation of a GenBank genome assembly.
AUGGCAAUCGAACAAGGCGUGAGGCAGCAGGAGGAGGGUGAUUCUGAGGACGAAAGUGGGGAGGAGAGCAGUGGCGACGAAAGCUACGACUACGGAUUCGCCGCAGACGAGGACGACGAGGACGACGAGGACGGCGAAGACUAUGAGGUCGACUACGCGAGCAUGAAUGUCAGCCCCGAGAUCCUUCGCAUGCUCGGCGCAAGCGAGGAAGUCAUAGCCGCCAAAGAAGCAGAGGUAUCCGGCGUCACUUCGACAUGGGUCCCGCCCACAGAAACCGGCCUGGAGCAUAGCUCCGCAAUCGCGGACUCAGCCGCAGUUGCUAUAGGAGGGAGUGGUGCCCCGGGUGGCGGCGGCGUAGAGCGAGUCUUCAAAGCCGUCGGUAGUUUCGACAAAGACGCCGAAGACGCUGCCGCUGCAGGGGAGCGCGCUCCAGUUUUGAAGGUCAAGGUCGCGCACGCCCCUGAGCCCGUUCCGAAAAAGCGAGAGUCGAAGCUCCCUCCCAAGAGCGAAGACAGCUGGUCUGAUGACGAUGGAUCUGAAGAUUCGUGGGACGAGGCGUCUGCUAUCGACGGACACGCGUGGUGGGAGUCCGGCUCCGACGACGAGGAGCUUGAAACUGCAGCGAUGUCUCAUAACCUACGCGUGGCCCUAGGCCUGGCCACGGCAGGCGAGGUGGCCACCGCUGAGACAGGGAGUGGAGGGGAUGGGAACGGUGAUUGGCGACCUCCAUCCUUCGCGGGACUGGACAACAGCAAACCCCUUACGACGCUGAUGCCGCUGGUGAUUGGCCAGCAGAAGGGCCUCGAGAUUGAGUACAAGAAGAAGAUGGGAGAAGGGGAAGCGGAAGGGGGGGAAGGUGGAGAUGGAGACGAGGAAUGGUCGGAAGAGGAGGGGUGGGACUACGAAGACGUUCCGGACGAGGAGUACCUGCUGGACUGGUCCACAAGCAUCUCGCCGAACCUCGCCAAGGCUAUGGGCCGCCGCGCCUCUACGGAACACAAGGCUUUAGCACUCUCCGAGGAACUCUCGUGGAAACCUCCGAUGUCGUCCGGUCUGAAGAACAGCGCUCCUAUUAUCGAAGCGUCUCAGCUCUCCUCCUUCAAGAACAGGACAACACGAAGGCUAAGCCUCUCGUAG